AUGGCCGAAGCACAAGCCCCCCUCGCGGCCGUCAAGGUCGAGGCCUUGGUGGUGAUGAAAAUCAUCAAGCACUGCUCUCAGACUUUCCCGACCGCUGCGACCGGUUCCCUCGUCGGUAUGGACGUCGAGGGCACCCUUGAGGUCACCAACUCUUUCCCGUUCCCCGUUGUCGAGAUGCCCACCGAGUCACACUUCGAUAACGCCGCUCCCAACCCGGCCGCCGCUGCACCCCGGGCCAAGUCCAACGUCGCUUACCAGGCUGAGAUGCUUCGCAUGAUUCGUGAGGUUAACAUUGAUGCCAACAACGCUGGCUGGUACACCAGCGCCAACAUGGGCAACUUUGUCAACAUGAACGUGAUCGAGAACCAGUUUUUCUACCAGAAGGAAUUGAACGAGCGGACGGUCGCGCUGGUGCACGAUGUUUCCCGCAGCGCUCAGGGCAGCCUGAGCCUGCGUGCUUUCCGUCUGUCGGCCAAGUUCAUGGAGGCGUUCAAGGAUAACAAGUUCAACUCGGAGGAGUUGCAAAAGUCCAACCUCCGCCACCAAGAUAUCUUCGAGGAGCUGCCUGUCGAGAUCCACAACUCCCACCUGAUCACUUCGUUCAUCCACCAGCUGCAGUGCCCCGCCGCCGCGCCCACCGACCUCCCGGUCUCGCUCAGCGCUCUCGAGACCAGCUCCUUCUCCAAGUCCACCACUCUCACCCCCAACUUUGACAACCUGUCUCUCAGCAUCGACCCCUUCCUCGAGAAGAACUGCGACCUCCUGCUGGAUAGCAUCGAGGCCCACAACACCGAGGUCAACAACUACCAGUACUAUCAGCGCGUGCUCGGCCGCGAGCAGCAGAAGAUCAACAACUGGAAGCAGAAGCGCGCCCAAGAGAACGCCACCCGCGCCACGCUCAAGCAGCCCCUCCUCCCCGAGGACGAGUGGCAGCGUCUGUUCAAGCUCCCCACCGAGCCCAGCCGGCUGGAGAGCAUGCUCAACACCCGCCAGGUGGAGCAAUUCUCGCGCCAGGUCGACAGCUUCGUCUCGGCGACGACUGGCAAGAUGUUUGCUGCUAAGGGUAACCUGCUGCCCGGAGAGACCGCUAAAUAA
Molecule: messenger RNA, 1095 nt
Organism: Penicillium daleae
Lineage: Eukaryota; Fungi; Ascomycota; Eurotiomycetes; Eurotiales; Aspergillaceae
Product: putative eukaryotic translation initiation factor 3 subunit EifCh
Exons: 4
Coding region: 1-1095 (364 amino acids)
Cellular component (GO): cytosol; cytoplasm; eukaryotic 43S preinitiation complex
Molecular function (GO): protein binding; metallopeptidase activity; translation initiation factor activity
Source: RefSeq, a predicted model, not a curated record